ACAACAAAAAUAAAAAGGAAAGAAAAAACAAAUUACGAACGAACACGCGUUUUUCGCGAAUAAAACUAGAGAUUUCCGGCGCGGCAAGGACGACGGAAAUUGACGGAAGCGCGACGGAAACGAGCGAACUCGCGUCGCCCCGGCGACAUUGGGCGACAUUUGUCAACGAGUAUUGACUGGUGGACCUUUUUAUCAUCGAGCGAUUUUCGCUGAUUUGCGAGGUACGCAUAUUAUUUGCGGCCGGUCCGGAAAAUUUCACAUCUGAUUCAUAUCGAGCGACGUUCGACGUUACGUCCGUGUGCGCAUUACACGCCAUAAUGACGCACGCACAAUCGUAACGCAGCGCGAUAAAUCCGACGAAUCGACAAACCUUCACCGAUUGACCCGACUAGCCUCAGAAUUUGCGCGAGAAGAUGCCGCCGACGAUGCCGCCCGACUCCCAUCAAAUUUCACUAAAAAUCAUAGAGGCUAUUAAGCAACACCCAGUGCUGUAUUGUACCGAGGUGAAGGGCUUGUCGAUUAAACUGCAAGAGUUUAAGCAGAAAGUUUGGAAGCGCAUCUCAGACGAGCUUGGACUAGAUCCAAUGUGGGUGAGAUUGAAAUGGAAAAAUCUUAGAGACACAUAUUGCCGUAUCUUGAAAUAUAAGAAUAAAACAGAAGAGGGUGUCAGAAGGAAAAAAUGGAUCUUUGAGGAUUAUUUAAACUUUUUAAAAUUUCCGUACGAGGUGGAUUAUCAGCCGCAAUGUGUAGAACUGACUAAGGAAUAUAUACAAGACAUAAAUUCGGGUGAAAUAAGUUCUGAAGGUUUGCUGGAACAAUUAGAGGACCGAAAUGAUGAGGACUAUAGCGAAUACUUGGAGAUUAUAGAUGACACAGCAGCUGAUCCAGUUCUUGUGGAAUCCGAGGCGGUAGAAACUUUGGACAACAAUGACGUGCAAUUAGAUACUCAGAAUAUAGUAGUUGAACAAGACAUGACACAGCAGGACAUUGAUAGUUAUGUCCAACAGAUACAGUCAAAGUAUCGAAAGAUACGUCCAAAACGAAUGAAGGUCGACCAUCCUCCAUCUACCUCGAAAGCAUCCUAUAAUGUAAUAAAAAACCCUUCCUUUAAAGCUAAUAAUGCAAGUGCACUUGAUACUGGUUCAGUAUUUAGCCCUAUUUUCAUAACCAGCCCGUUAACUAGUACACUUACCUCACCUAUAAAAGGAUCGAGCAAUGUGAAAGAUAAUGACGCCGCCAAUUUUGAACAAGUUUAUUUGGCACCCGAGAGUAAGAGUAGUAUAGAACUAUUUUUCGACAGUAUGGCGCAAACGGUGAAGAAGUUGCCGCCAAAGGCACAGGCGGAUAUCAAGAUGAACAUCUGCAAGAUUGUUACAGAGACGGAAGUGCGGUAUUCUGGCCAGAACAAACCACAAAGUACACAACAAUUUAUAGCACCGCCUGGCAUGAUACCUAAGCUAGUAUUGAUACCUUGUAACAUGAUAGAUAAUCAAAAUAGUUCAGAGAUCAAAGAUGAUGAUCAAGAUAGAAAAAAAUAUAGAAAGUUUGUAGACACUACCACUCAGGGACAAAAAGCAUUGAAAACUUUACAACAAGAUUGGAAGGCAUUGAAAAAAUAUCUGUCUAACAGAAAGUUUUCAGAUUUUGAAAGUUUUCAGACGGGAUAUGAAAUAAUUCCUGACCAGUGCGAUAUACUCAUUAUUGGUGGUGGUGCAAUAGGCAGUGCAAUAGCAUACUGGUUAAAGGAGACAGUGCAUAAAGAAGAAUUUCGUGUUGUUGUAGUUGAAAAAGAUCCCUCGUAUGCCAAAGCUUCCACAACUCUUUCGGUUGGUGGCUUGCGCCAACAAUUUUCUCUUGAAGAAAAUAUUCAAAUGUCUUUGUAUGGUGCAGAAUUCUUACGAAAUAUUAAUGAACAUUUGAGUAUUCCCGGAGAAGCACCCAUUGACUUGAAUUUUCACCCCUAUGGUUAUUUAAUUUUGGCGACCGAGGAGGGUGCUGAAACUUUAGUACAAAAUUCUAAACUGCAGAACUCUUUAGGAGCGAAAAAUGCAGUUCUUACUGCAGAGAAAUUAAAGCGCACAUUUCCUUGGUUAAAUACUGACGGGAUUGCGGCGGGUUGUCUUGGACUGGAAAAAGAAGGAUGGUUUGAUCCAUGGUCCCUCUUGUGUGCUUUGAAAAAGAAGGCUAGUCAUUUAGGUGCUCAGUACAUCAACGCCGAAGUUAAGGCUUUUCAGUAUAGUAAGAUUCCAGCUAGUUAUGACAAGUACAUGAAUCCUCUCCAAAGAUUAAGUAGUGUAGUGGUAAAAACGAAUAGCGGUGAGAUUAGAAAAAUACAGUUUUGUAAGGCUGUAAUAGCUGCAGGCGCGUUUAGUGGCGAUGUAGCUGAAUUGGCUGAUAUCGGAACAGGCGAAGAAUUAUUAUCUGUACCUUUACCAGUGGUACCCAGAAAAAGAUAUGUAUAUUGUUUUCAUUGUCCAGAUGGACCUGGUUUAAAUACACCUCUAACAAUUGAUCCUAGUGGCACAUAUUUCAGACGAGAAGGUCUCGCGGGUAAUUAUAUCGGCGGAAAAUCACCAGAACUCGACGAAGAGCCGUCGGUGGAUAACUUAGAUGUCGAUCAUGAAUUUUUCGACAAUAAAGUUUGGCCUGCACUCGCUCAUAGAAUACCAUCAUUUGAGAAUUUAAAGGUGAAAUCUUCGUGGGCUGGAUAUUACGAAUACAAUACAUUUGACGAAAACGGUAUCAUUGGUCGGCAUCCUUAUCAUAAGAAUUUAUACAUAGCGACUGGUUUUAGUGGACAUGGUAUUCAAAAGGCACCCGCAGUAGGACGUGCGAUAUCAGAGCUGAUGUUUCACGAUUGUUUUACAAGUAUAGACUUGUCCAAAUUGAGUUUUGAAAGAUUUUUAAAAUCGGAGCCCAUGAGAGAAGCUAAUGUCUUUUAGGUUUCUUGGGAUAGAGAAGUAAUAAAAGCAAUUAUUAUAGACAUACAUUGCUUGGCUCACAAUUAAAAUUCCUUAUAUAUGGAUUAGCGCCAUAUUUCAAUAGGAGAACACAUAUUUCUUUCGCUUUCAUCCCAGGUGUAACUACCGCAGUAUGUAACGCUG
Messenger RNA from Formica exsecta, 3104 nucleotides. Its product is annotated as FAD-dependent oxidoreductase domain-containing protein 1-like. Gene Ontology annotation, cellular component: cytoplasm. Lineage: Eukaryota; Metazoa; Arthropoda; Insecta; Hymenoptera; Formicidae. Gene Ontology annotation, molecular function: DNA binding; oxidoreductase activity. Bases 414 to 2942 code for a protein of 842 amino acids. The transcript has 11 exons. The record is from RefSeq and is a predicted model, not a curated record.